UGAGUUUCUACUCAAGUGCAUUCAAGUAGUCGUCUGCAACGAAUUCACUUCAAAACUAGCCGUUCUGUGGAUAUAAAAUGGAACUAAUACACCCAAUUCUACUUUUGAUUCUGUGUAAUCUUUUGCAGUGUUGGGGAGUCCACAGAUCAUCUUCACAACUUUUGCUGCGUCAAAAAAGAAACUGGAUCAUUAAUUCCUUUACUAUUGAUGAAGGUUAUCAGGGACCUUUCCCAUAUUCACUGGGCAAAAUUGAGGUUGAGAAGGACCUCGUUCUUUUUAUGAUACAAGGAGAAGGUGUCGAUGAGGAACCAACGCAAGUGUUAGAAAUCAAUUCAUAUACAGGAGAAAUAAAGGUCCUCCGUUCGGUGGACUACGAACAAUAUAAAACUCUUAAGCUUAAAUUUAAAGCACUUGACAGAGAAAAACAUGAAAUAGAGACACAGCUCGGGAUUUAUAUAGAGAUUUUGGACACAAACGACAACCCUCCAAAAUUUCUGUUUGAAAAGUACACUUUCACCAUAAAAGAGUCAACAUCACAGGGCACUGAAGUGGGUAGAAUUCAAGCAACAGAUCAAGACAUAAGUGAGAUAUAUAACAAAGUUGACCUUAACAUAGUUUCAGUCAAACCUAAACCUAAGGAUCUUGAGUUCUACUUCAAAGAGAUCGAUGAGACAGGCAUUGGUGUCAUUUCUUUUAAAGGAUGUCUGGACCAUGAGACAGCUGAGAAAUACACCAUUAUAGUGGAGGCCAAAGACAAUGGAGAAAAACCGCUAUCCACCUCCUGCACCAUCAUAAUCAAUAUAGAAGAUGGAAAUAAUCACCUUCCUGUCAUCACACAGCAAACAGGCCCAGAAAAAGUGAAAGAAGGACAGACAACUGUUCUUGUUUCACGUAUACAAGUUCAUGAUGAAGACACCAGAGGAACCCCAGCAUGGAGAGCCAAAUAUACAAUCCAAGGAGACACAAACAACAACUUUAGAAUAACUACAGAUCCUGAGACAAACGAUGGACUACUCCAUGUGGAAAAGGCUUUAAACUACGAAGAUGGUGCUCUGAAGAAUAUAACUAUCACUGUAGAGAAUGAGAUCCCCUAUUAUUCAUGCAAAGUGGAAAAACGCAGCUCCAUUGGUCUUUGGAAAGUAGUUACCAUAUCUGGUUCCGCUGCUACUGGGUCUGCAAUGAGCUUCGUGGCUGGAGCAGUUGCAUCCAGCCGCCAAGUGAUCGUGGCUGUUGAGGAUGUCAAUGAGCCUCCAGUUUUUGACAAGACUUCCAUAGAAACUGUGGUCACUGAGAAUGUUAAGGAAGGCCAAUACCUGGCAACACUCACAGCUAAAGACCCUGAUGUUGCCAACAAAAACACAUUUAAAUACAUUAUAGGACACGAUCCAGCUGGUUGGAUUAAAGUGGACCCUGACACUGGAAACAUAACAACAUCAAAGCCCUUGGAUCGAGAGUCAGAGUUUGUUAAAGACAACAUUUAUGUAGUCACAAUAUGUGCUGUUGACGAUGGGAAACCACAAAUGACAAGCACUGCAACUCUUAGUAUCUAUGUUAGAGAUGACAAUGAUCAUACUCCAUACCUGGUUGUAAGCACAAUUGAAAUGUGCCAAUCUGACGGACAAUCCUUUGCCAACAUCACAGCCUUAGACUCAGAUGUUGAGCCCUACAGUGGCCCUUUCACCUUCAAGCUCCAUGGAGAUGUUGAGGGCAAGUGGAAGAUUGACCCUGUCACUGGUUAUUCAGUCAACUUGGUUAAAGAGCCUACAGUUCAUUCCAAUCACCAUGAGCUGUCGCUAGAAGUUUCUGACCAACAGGGGAAAUCAGCUUUCCACAACCUGUCAGUUACUGUUUGCAGCUGCUUAGACUCAGAAACCCCAAACUGUCAUGUGAGGACAUCUGGCACCACACUAGGAGCAGGGGGAGUGGGAAUGAUUUUUUUGGCCAUGCUGCUGAUUACAGGUUUGCUACUUUUGGCUCUUCUGAUGUCCUGCAAAAAACAGAUCUUGGAAAUCAAAGAGGAUUUAUCUUCUGAACAACAACUGAUGAAGUCUAACACUGAGAAUCCAGGAACAGACUGUUCGGUGGCCAUUGUGAAUCAGAAUGGAAAUGCGAUGCAAGAAAUAUCUCAAGUUAAAACUGUGAAAAUGAGUCCAGCGUUUCUUCUAAAUGACUCAGAAGCCAGCACAGAAUUCCUCAAGUAUGAAAAAGAAAGCUCGGUGGCACAACCUUUCAUUCGUGGAAGCUUUAUGCACAUGUCACAGCGGGGAUCAAACGUGGGAAUGGGAUAUCACCAGGGACAAUCUGUGAGUGGGCUGAUGAAUGAAGCAGUACAUGGAGGAUCACAAAUGAACUCACUAACCUCACAGUACCGGGGGGAAGGAUCAGGGUCAGCAUUUAUUCGUGGAACCGUCAUGCGGAAGUCACUUGGAGCAAUGUCAAAUAGUGGAAUGAAACAUCUCCAGUGGCAAUCCAGGCAUGGGCUGAUAGAUGAAGCCGUACGUGGAGCAUCACAAACCGGGUCAAUAAUCUCAGCUUUUCAAAGGGAAAGCUCAAUGGCACAAGGUUUUACUCGUGGAAGCUUUAUGCGCAUGUCACUCGGAGGAUCAUCCAACAAAGGAACGGCACAUCUGCAGGUUCAAUCUAAGCAUGGGAUUUAUAUGGGACUAGACCACCGAAACCAGCUACUAAAUGAGGUAAUACCAAAAAGGAUAAAUGCUCUCCAGGAACAAGGAAAGGAACUGGGCAAUUAUCUGCCUCGUGUAUAUAAUGAGGAGGGAGACACAGAGCAUAACUUUGAGCUUGAUUCAAUCUCCAUUGCUGAUGUUUCCUUUGACCCUGAAAUGGAUCUGUGUGACAAGUUCACUACUCUGGCCUCAGUCUGCAUGCCUAGUGAUGUCACCACAAUACAGAAAAUCCAAACAGCAACUCUUGUCCAAGAGGAAAGCCAUGAACUAAACUGGCAGAAACUCACAUUAAAUGAGGUUUACAUUUCACAAUAAAGUCACUAGACCUCAAGUAUAAGGUCCAAUAUGAAAAGUCAUAAAUAUUUAUUCAGUUGUCUGGGAGCAUGGUAUGGUAAGAUGCAGUGUCAUGUCAUAAUGUUUACAAUAAAGACUGGGUAAUGCAAAAACUAAUGCAGAGGGGUGAAUAUGGUAUUUAUCAAAUCUGCUUAUUUGCACUUUGGGAAACAUACGAUCAAUUGUACUAAGAGGGUAAUGCUUUCUACUUUCGUUUGGGUUAUCUUGAGAUUCUGUUCUCAAAAGUGUUUUUUAAGGUCACUUUUUUAUCUUUUUCUUUUGCGAAAUAAUAUAUUUCAAGCGUGUGAACUGUUUUCUUUGUCCAUUAGAGGUUGUCAGGCCUUUAAAAAAACAGAGUUAAGCUUGAAUGCAUGAAUCUUAAAGGCAUGCAGGUGUGUCUUGUGCAAGUAAAAGCUUUCUCCAGAAUAAAUGAUGACUGCCGCUGUAAUGUAAUUCCACGGUAUUUCCAUUUUGGCACGACAAACUUGUCAAACUUGUUCUCAUUUUGUUGUUUAGACUCCACGUUAUCAAAAGGAGCUGGUGUGGGCAUGCUCUCGGGUAUCUGUGGUUGUAUGGGUGUGUUCAUGUUUGUACAUGCAGGACAGUAAGUCUGCUGACUGCUUCGGUGAGGAGGAUGGUCGGCCUUCUCCCACACUGUCUGAGCAUCUGGGUGCAUCUAAUAAACUAGUUAAUAUGCUUCUAAGGAUCAUUGUAACCAUGUUUUAUGUGCAUCAAAUGUUUGUAUAGUGGUAAUACUAAUAAACGUGUUAAUCUGAA
This is a messenger RNA of Pundamilia nyererei, 3794 nucleotides long. Its product is annotated as B-cadherin-like. Gene Ontology annotation, biological process: cell-cell junction assembly; cell morphogenesis; multicellular organism development. Gene Ontology annotation, molecular function: calcium ion binding; beta-catenin binding; cadherin binding. NCBI's taxonomy places the organism in Eukaryota, Metazoa, Chordata, Actinopteri, Cichliformes, Cichlidae. The coding region runs from base 78 to 2999 and encodes 973 amino acids. The record is from RefSeq and is a predicted model, not a curated record. The transcript is spliced from 20 exons. Gene Ontology annotation, cellular component: plasma membrane; catenin complex; adherens junction.